Molecule: messenger RNA, 711 nt
Organism: Rhinocladiella mackenziei CBS 650.93
Lineage: Eukaryota; Fungi; Ascomycota; Eurotiomycetes; Chaetothyriales; Herpotrichiellaceae
Exons: 1
Coding region: 1-711 (236 amino acids)
Source: RefSeq, a predicted model, not a curated record
AUGGCCUCCAACGGAACCCAGAACGGUGACCGCAAAGCCGAAAGCCUCUACCAUGUACUUUUCUCCGUCUCUCACAUCCAAAAAGACGUCAACAGUGAGGUUGAGAAAGUCCGAAUCUGUGGUACCUACACGACGCUUCCUGCUGCCAAAGCCGCUGCACACAAGACCCUCUUCGAAGCAGGAUAUGAAAAGGAGUGGUUCACCGAGUUCGACACCAAGCACGAAGAAUUCGUGGCCCACGGCAUAAAGAGAAGGACCGGCCUCUGUGUCCUGGCAAAGGCCUCCGACGGCACAGUUUUCCGCGUGAGCGUGGCGACGACGCCCAACGUGCAGGGAUUCGAAGGGUCCGCCGAAGAUCACAAAGUUCACCAGGACCUCUAUCAUGUGGUGCAGACAAAUGUGCUGUACAGCGAAGACGACAGCGGCGAGGCCAGAGAAACGAAUGUCGAAGGAUCGUUUACUUCGUACGAACAGGCGAGGCAAUACGCCAGCCAGGUCCUGCUGGCUCCUGAGGACGACGUGACCAAAGAAUCAUUCGCCGAGUACGACGAGGCUGAAGCGGGAGAGAAAGAUUGCGGCUACGGUGAGAAUGUGGUGGUGCAUGCCGUGGGACAGAAUGGCGAAAAUAUCCUAGUGAGCGUGUUGAAGGGACAGGAGAUGGAGUCGGUAAGAUUGGCCGAGGCCGCGAUGAGAAUUCGCUCGUUCAAUUAG